Molecule: messenger RNA, 1603 nt
Organism: Electrophorus electricus (electric eel)
Lineage: Eukaryota; Metazoa; Chordata; Actinopteri; Gymnotiformes; Gymnotidae
Source: RefSeq, a predicted model, not a curated record
UCUUUCUUGCAGCCCUGAUAGAAAGUAACAGAAAUUAUUACAAACUGCUGCUCCCUAGUGGAACAAAUCAGCAAGCACACACCAAUGUGAAAUUAAUUAACUUAAACAACUAAAGAAAAGGUUAAUGUCUAUAAUUUGCUGUGAACAUUUGAUACAAUAAAUUGUAUAUAUAAACUGUAAAUAUGGACAAAUAAAUUGUUCCUGUCAACAUGGGUACUGUUGAUAUUAUUCUAGUUCUUAAUAUUCUAAUGCUUCUGCUGUUCCAAUUCAAUAGAUUUCACUACUAAAAUGUCAUAAGAUGCAUUUAUAAUAAAUUUUACCAUACCUGAAAUAAAUAUUUAAUUGUCCUCAAAGGCAGUAAGUAGUCAUGCAAGAUCCGUUAACAGGCAGAACAACUAUUUAGUUAACUAUCUGAAUUUAUUUAUCAGCAUAUGCAAGCACAUGCUGUGGUCUUAUCACUCUUUUCUCCCAACCUUGUUUCUCAAACACACAAAUGCAGGUGGACAUUUCACACUCAGUGUCACACCCAACCAUAGAUAUCCAACCUUUACACCACCCUAUACAUUUUGUACCAUUCCUAAGUUAGUUGUACAUUUUGUUUUACAUCUGUCUCAGACAUGGAAACAUCUAAAAAGUCACUGCUUACAGCCACUACAAUGAAGUUAAGUUGGACUGGCUUCCUAAUUGCAAGCUUUGUCAUUUCUACUCAGGCAAUGUACUUUGACUUGGUACAACAGAAGGAAAGAUGUAUUAUUGAGGAGAUUCCAGAGGACACCCUUGUCACAGGUUACUUCUUACUAGAGCACUGGGAUAAGAAUCAGCAGAACUCUCAGCAUCUUGGUUUAACCAUCACUGUUAAAGACCCUAACUAUGAGGUAUUGUUGAUGAAACGCUUUGGCAGAUAUGGAAAAUUCACCUUCACCUCCCAUUCCUCUGGUCAGCAUUUCCUAUGUGUGAAAUCAAACUCUACCAGAUUUUCUGUGUUUGCUCGUGAACAUUUGAAGGUGCAUCUAGAUGUCCAGAUGGGAGAGCAUGUUAUUGAUCCUAGUGCUGUCAAGGUAAAAGACACAGUUAAAACAAUGGAGUACACAAUGAAGCACUUAAUUAACCAGAUCCAGUACAUUAGCAAGCAGCAAGACUUCCAGAGGGAACGUGAAGAAACAUUUCGCCAAAUGAGUGAAGAAACCAAUGGAAACGUUCUGUGGUGGGCAAUUAUGCAGACCUCAAUACUACUCACCGUUGGAUUCUACCAAAUUAGAAGCUUGAAAAACUUUCUAAUAGAAAAAAAGUUGGUUUAAUUAUUUUGUGUAGCCUUAAUCAACUGCCUAGCUUUAACUAGCUGUACGAGUCCAUCUAGGUUAGAUAACUAUAGCUUAUCUAACUCUAGCUAGUUUUAGUAAGUUAGCUAACGUUAGAUAACUAACCAAUUAAACCUUUAGUUAUAUUAGCACUAGUGCUAGUUUAAAUUAUCACAUUAAUUACUACUGCAUACAACCAUUGUUUAUGUCUCAUUACUUGCCUGACAUAAUAAAGCCUUGUUACUAUACAGAAAUGAGUCGCUUGUGUGGGAUAAUGGUAGACUACUAUCUAACUAGCCACUUUG